Poecilia latipinna (sailfin molly) is the source of this 1224-nucleotide messenger RNA. RefSeq names its product fATP synthase c subunit lysine N-methyltransferase (gene atpsckmt). The transcript has 4 exons. NCBI's taxonomy places the organism in Eukaryota, Metazoa, Chordata, Actinopteri, Cyprinodontiformes, Poeciliidae. Gene Ontology annotation, cellular component: mitochondrion. Bases 201 to 860 code for a protein of 219 amino acids. Gene Ontology annotation, molecular function: protein-lysine N-methyltransferase activity. The record is from RefSeq and is a predicted model, not a curated record. Gene Ontology annotation, biological process: peptidyl-lysine trimethylation; regulation of mitochondrial ATP synthesis coupled proton transport; positive regulation of proton-transporting ATP synthase activity, rotational mechanism.
AAAAACUAGUUUUAAUUCAGUUUUUAUCGGUUGUAGGACAUUAAAAGUGGCCGAGGGUUGAUAAAUAACUGUUUUUGUUGUUUUUGUUUUUGCUUAGUGAGAUUUUUUUAAUAUCUGCUAACACUUUAAUAUCUGCUAACCCCCUCUGUUCAUGGAGGUUAGCUAACGAUAGCUGACUUUUAGCUUGUGGGGGUAGCAUCAUGUCACAACAUGAGCUGGCUCUGGACACUGGACAGGGUAACGGAGCUGUCAGCGAGGGGAGACGGAGCAGAAGUCGACUCGGGCUGGUCGUCACCGGUGUUGUUGGAGGGUCGCUGGUCGCUCUUUACGCGGUGGCCGCUCCGUUUGUUGCCCCUGCCCUCAGAAGAGUCUGCCUCCCGUUUGUUCCAGCCACCACGGCUCAGGUGGAGAACGUCCUCAGGGUGCUGCGGCCCAGAACGGGGACUCUGGUGGACAUCGGAAGCGGAGAUGGAAGGAUAGUAAGUGUGAUCGCAGCAGCAAAGUGUGGAUUUCAGGCUUCUGGUUUGGAGCUGAACCCUUGGUUGGUUUGGUAUUCUCGCUACAGGGCCUGGAGAGAAGGCGUCCACCGCUCCACCUCCUUUCACAUCUCAGAUUUGUGGAAGGCUAGCUUUGCUCAGUAUUCCAAUGUGGUUAUUUUUGGCGUUCCUCAAAUGAUGGAUCAGCUAGAGGUCAAGCUGGCAAAUGAGCUGCCAAGUUCAGCCAAGGUGGUUGCCUGCCGCUUCCCCUUUCCCACAUGGGUCCCUGAAAGCAGUGAGGGGGAAGGCAUAGACACCGUGUGGGUGUAUGACGCCAAAACAUUUCACUCAGAUCUGCACAGAAACCGGGCCAAACAUUGUUAGAACAACAAUGAUCUCACCCAUACUGAUGAAAUCAUUCAGUGUUUCCUAAAGCUCCCAGAUUUUAUUUAUUUUUUUGUUAUUUGCAGAAGUAUACUUUAAAUUAGCUGCCCACAGCAUCCCUAUCCAAAAUUGCUCUAUGAAGAAAAUUAGAUUACAUGGGUAAUUUGUAUUUCCCUUUGGGAUAAAUAAUGUAUUUUUGAAAUGAUUUAUCUUGUGUUCAAAACGAGACUCUCUAAAUCAAACAUGGUGAUGGUAAGUUGAGAGAGCUAUAUUUCUCACAGCAACAGAGAGUGCUACUCUCGUUAAUGCUUGUAUAAUUUGUUGGGUUUGUGUGUAUUUAAUAAAAAUAAAUGCUGUAAUGUAA